GCACUGAACAAGGGAAAGAAAGACCAGCUGCGGGAGCCUCAGAAGGAAAAGUGUAGGGUGACUUCGGAGGAGGAUCACACUGGGAGCUCUGCACUCACUACAAGGGGUCAAGGCAAAAUUAGAGUAGGGCGGGGGAAUUUGGUUCUAAAGGAUCAGUCUAUUUUUUCUGCCCACCCAUCCCCCUUAUUUUUAAUUGCUUUAGAGAAAGAAAUACAGGAAGGAAAAACUUGUGUGGAGAGCGAGGACAGGAACAGCUGGAGUUUUCCUUGCAAGAGGGUGGGGAGCAGGGGAGGCUGUUGUGUUAGCUGUAUCCUGAGUCCUUAGAACACCUCUCCUCUUGCUCGGCAGCUUGGGCUGCACGCUGCCGUCUCAAAGGUCGCUUGUGAUAAACAUAGGACCUCCCCUCUCCGCCCCACAACCUUGGCUGCUACGGCUUUGGCUGUGACGUUCAGUCUUUUCCAUGCUGGAGAAGUAGUGGCGAGCAAUGUGAUAGACAGAGGGGGACGCUGCUGCCUUGGCUGGACCUGCUGCUACUGCAACCAUGUGUCUCUCUCUCUGGCUGUGAAACAGUAACAAGGAAAUUGGUGGGAUCUUUCUUUAUCUCCACAAGGGAAAGGUGACCUGCACAAAGGCUGGCAGCGAUGGAGGAGGACAUGGGCAGCAUGCAGCAGAAGGCUGCUGAGCUGGAGCACAUGGCUGAGGUCUUGCUCACUGGGGAGCAGUUACGGCUCAGACUGCAUGAAGAAAAGGUAAUUAAAGAUCGAAGGCAUCAUCUCAAGACAUAUCCAAACUGUUUUGUUGCCAAAGAAUUGAUUGACUGGCUAAUUGAUCGCAAAGAGGCCUCAGACAGAGAAACAGCAAUUAAACUUGUGCAGAAAUUAUUGGAUCGCAGCAUUAUCCAUCAUGUUUGUGAUGAGCAUAAGGAAUUCAAGGAUGUCAAACUUUUCUACCGCUUUAGGAAAGAUGAUGGAACUUUGCCACUGGAUAACGAGGUGAAGGUGUUCAUGAGAGGACAGAGGCUAUAUGAAAAGCUGAUGAAUUCUGAGAACACACUUUUACAAGCCAGGGAAGAGGAGGGAGUCAAGUAUGAACGGACCGUCAUGGCAUCUGAGUUGAUUGACUGGCUGAUCCAGGAAGGAGAAGUCACAACAAGGACUGAGGCAGAACAACUUGGCCGUAGACUGUUAGAGCAUGGAAUUAUACAGCAUGUGUCCAGCAAGCACCAUUUUAUGGAUAGCAAUCUGCUGUACCAGUUCAGAAUGAAUUUCCGCCGGCGACGGAGGCUGAUGGAGUUGCUCCCUGAGAAAUCCCGUUUGAUGCCAGAAAGUCACGACAGUCCCUUUUGCCUGCGCAAGCAGAACCAUGACAACCGAAAACACACCAGUUUUCAGUCAGUGAGUCCCACCAAAGAGAUAAAGAUCGUAUCAGCAGUCAGAAGGAGUAGCAUGAGCAGUUGCGGCAGUAGUGGUUACUUCAGCAGCAGCCCUACCCUCAGCAGCAGUCCCCCAGUAUUAUGCAACCCAAAAUCUGUAUUAAAGAGACCAGUGACUUCUGAUGAACUCUUGAUGCCUGGAGCACCAUAUGCAAGAAAAACAUUCACAGUUGUUGGUGAUGCUGUCGGGUGGGGUUUUGUUGUGCGAGGGAGCAAGCCAUGCCAUAUUCAAGCUGUGGAUCCCAGUGGCCCUGCAGCUGCUGCAGGGAUGAAGGUUCUUUGACUCUCAUUUUUUUUAAAUAAAAGCACUUUAGUGUUUUCUUUCCAGAUGUCACUUUAGCUAUAUUUGAUUGUGCCAAUAUGUGUAAGAACUGGAAGGGAAAACUGACCACUAUCUUGCUCCAAUGUCCAACCUGAGUCAAGUGCAAAGGAUAGAGAAAAAGCAUACAUGGUGAAAAUUGUUUUUUCUAAAUACUAUCACUUUUAAUAAUCUUCAGCUAUAAAUAACACAGGUAAAGACUUAAAAUAUCUUGACACUAUCACUUCAAAUGGGUCAUCUUAGAACAUUAAUCCUGCCUAAGUAUAAAGGUGUGAUACUUCCAGGACUUCAAACUUAUUCCUAUUCCUGUUGAUGUUUAGAACCCUGAACGUAACAGUUUACUCAAGUGGUUUGUUGCAGUCUUUAUUCUCUCUGCAUUUUACCAAUUUACGAUAAUGUGGUUCUCCUCUGAGAUGUGACUUUGUAAAAAUAGCAUUGUGGGGUUUCAUAUUUAUUGUCUAAAUGACUUCAGCUCUAAUUUGCUCAUUUCACCAGAAAACAUAGUGGGGUUUUGUUUUAAAAUGUCAUCUCUUCACUCUGGGAUGAUAAACUUAAGCUAGGUUCUGUCCAUUUCAUGCUUCAUCAACUGCAAUAGAGGUUUUACAGGCCAAAUUAUGCCUUCAGGUACACUCAUGUAACUUCAUUGUCUUCCACUUACGUCAUCAAUGAUGCAUGUGCAACGCAGUUGCUUUCAGUGGGAACUUAAUAAACAGUUUGAUAUACAAGAAGGAAUUGAAUGCAGCACACUCUUGACUCAUAGAGGCAAACAGUAAAAACUCAUUUUAGUCACUAAAAUCAGCAAAAAUUGCUCUGAACAUACACACAGAGCAGAUCUGAUAAGUUCAAUGGUGCUAUUUUAUAGUGUCUCUUUUCAGAGUAGAGCUGCACUUUAAACAUUAUGAUCAAACUUUUCAAAAAGAAGGCACCUAAGUCUGUCUAGGCACCUGUAUAGCUGGCUUGAUUUUCAGAAGUACUGAGCACUUGCCACUGCUAAUGAAAUCUGGAUGCUCGACUCCCCUGGAAUUAGGUAUUUAAUUUGAGGCACCACUUUUGAAAAGCUUGAUCUGUUUACUUAAUCUGUCUGUUUUCAAAACUCUUCUGUCUGGACUAUUUAAAGAAAGUAUGUGACAAUACAUUAUAAUGUACGUAUGCUCCCCAAAGUAAAUCUUUCCCUUUUUUAGAAGCACAGAGGCAGGCAUAUUUCCAAUAGAACAUUAGGCAUAAUAACUGCUGGCAGUGAAGAUGUGUUUUGAUGUAAGAAGCUUUGUCUGCCAGUAUUGCUCUGAGCACUGUACCAUAACAAGGAAAACUGGCUAUGAUAAAAACGGCAAAAUUUUGAAGAAAAGCCCAGACUCAGCAUGUCACUUUGUAGACGAGUUCAUUUUUGGAACUAUGCCUUAUGCAGUUUUGGCUGAUAAAACCACUUGAUUUAUUCAGUAGGCAGCAUUCUUUAAUGGUGAAAUAGACGUAGCCACCAGAGUGCACGGUGGAACAAUACACCUAGUAGAAUCUGGUGUUCAGUGCACGGCUGCUCUUUAGGAGCUGCAAAUUAGAUUUUAAAAAAGGUACAUUUUUUAUUACUAAUUUGCUGAUUGCUUCUCUAUCCUGUUUGGGGAAUUUAGCACAUAGUAUUAAGUCUGGGAGGGGGACAAAGAUCAUUGUUAAAAUAUGGAGUAUAUAUCUGAGGCCCCAGAAUAAUAACCAGCAAACAAAUAUUUAUAGUUUUAUACCUAAGGGUUUAAUAUUACACAAUUUGCUGGCAAUGCCACCCAAUCCUUUCCAUCCCAUAAAACAUGAUUGCAUACCCCUGUUCCCCCUUCCCUGACUUUCAGCUGGUAGCGGUGAGAUUUGGGAUAUUGUAUAAUCACUUAUACCCCUGCUGCUCUGAGUGCUGCUUUGGGAUUAUGGUACAGGGCUCUCUCAGUACCAUCAGGUCUGUCUACAUGGUUCUGCUUUCCAUAUGAUCUUUAAUGGCAGAGCUUGGGAGUCAGCCCCAUAAGUCUCUUCCUGCAGCAAGUUGUUUUGCAUUCACAGAUGAAUGCUUUAGAUCUGUGUUCUGAAAUGAUUCGAAGGCCACGUCCUUAGAGCGACUGAGAAACCAGGGCUUCCAUUGAUUUCAGUGGCCUUUGAGGGUACAAAGCAACUCUUAGUAUUUGGCCUUCAGACGCUAAUCCUGCAAGGUAUUAAAUCGCUCUUGUGAGAUGACUGCAAAGGAAACUGAGCAUAUCAAAAGGAUGCUCUCACCAUCUUACAGGAUUGAGCCCCAAGUGACUGAGUGAAAGAGACCAUGGAUAAAUAUUUACAUAGUAUAAUAGCAUGUCGUGCUGUUGAGGCAGAUGCAGUUCACUCUUAGAAUUCCCAUUUUAUACAAAAUUGUUACUGAUUAUAUAAAAACACCAAAUGACAUGGGCUGUCGUCUGGUUCCAAUUACUACGUGAAAACACUGAAGCCUACUGAUAUUUCAGUAGGGUUGUGUGAUCGAAUGACUGCUGAAUUUGAUAAUUACAUUAGACAGAGAUUCAAUUCAGAAAUGCCUUUAUUUAGGAAGGGUGAACAAUCAAAAAGUUGGUGACAAAUGUGUUACAUGGCACGUGGGUAGCUAUGUUAUUAAACGCAGGCUAUAUGGAGGGAGGCAGACAUAAAUAUACGUAAUAACAGACUGUGGUUAGUGUUACUAAUGUCAUGCUUGGAAUAUAUAUGUGCCCACAAUUUUUAAACAUGACACCUAUGUAUAAUGGGCCCAGUUUUCAGUUGCUCAGCACCUGCUGGUCUCAUCUACUUCACUGGGUUUGUGAGUGCUUAGCUCUUCUGAAAGAUCAGGCCUUUUUAUACGUAGGUGUCUGAAUAUGGCCUUAGGAGGCUAAAUUCAGUGAGCCAGGCUUGAAAGUUUUUACCAUAAAACCUGUUCUACAGUAAACCAGUUUGGUUUUGAUUUAAAUUGACAAAAGGAAGAAAACUUCAAAUUGAAACUGCAACUCUAUUCUUCACUUAUCCAACUAGGCCCUGGUCUACACUAUGAGUUUAGGUCGAAUUUAGCAGCAUUAGA
This is a messenger RNA of Gopherus evgoodei (Goodes thornscrub tortoise), 4797 nucleotides long. It is a transcript of the gene DEPTOR, whose product is annotated as DEP domain containing MTOR interacting protein. Lineage: Eukaryota; Metazoa; Chordata; Testudines; Testudinidae. Gene Ontology annotation, molecular function: protein binding. The record is from RefSeq and is a predicted model, not a curated record. Gene Ontology annotation, biological process: intracellular signal transduction; negative regulation of TOR signaling. The transcript is spliced from 10 exons. The coding region runs from base 642 to 1715 and encodes 357 amino acids.